AUGGCAACUGACCGCCUACGAACGCCAACGAUCUCCCACGCAGUCAUAGAAGACGAUACGGAGGUGCCCCUGCACGAAGACAGCUUUCAACGAGAUCUCCGGUGCCCCAUCUGCCUCGAUUCGCUGAAGAACGCUGUAGCGACCACGGAGUGCCUCCACCGCUUCUGCGAGGAGUGCAUCACAACGGCGCUGCGCAAGUGCAACAGGGAAUGCCCGGUUUGCCGCACUAAGGUCACCUCAAGACGGUCGCUGCGGCGGGACUACAGCCUGGACAUUAUAGUCGCCACACUCACCUCUAAGGUCUCCGAAGAGGAUGUGUGGCAGUCAGUGCACGCCUCUGAUACGGUGAGCAGUCAGCCUUGUGAAAACUUGAAAGGUGAUGUUCACAAUCAAGCUAGUGAGCAGACUAUCGUUGCAGAAGAGGCUGCUGAACAAAACGGCUGUGGUGAGGAGACGAGCGGCGAGCCAUUCGCCACGGUUGCCGGGAACGAUGCGGGUUCGACGGCCCAUAGCAUGGCUUCUCUCGAAGAUGAAGCAGACCUUCUGCCAAUUGCUCCUUCGACGUUGGCGCAGCGCAGGAGCUCGUACGAACACCAAAACAAGCGCCCUGAGUCCCCAGUGAGUACGGGUGACAGCGUCGCUUGUGAAGGUGGGGGCAUUCUGUCGAACUUGAGACGCUCUGAGAUGCCACAGGAUGCCAACGCUUGCGCUGGCCCCGCUCACGACGAAAUAUAUGGCGUUAAUACCCGCGCCCUUCCACCACCAACUGACGCUAACAACGGGGCUGCGUGUUGCGGGCCGUCUACCGAUGGUACUACUAGAGAUGGUGUGGACGCGAACUCUGUUGGCGCAUCGAACUGCGGACCCUGCACGACGUUUUCCGAUGCGCUUCUGCGGAGCUACCGCAACCUAGCCUCGAUGACGCUGAAACCGCACGUCAGCAUGCUUUUAGAAGACCCCGAGUCCCCGACGUUUUACUUGAGCGUAUCAGGACACGCCACAAUCCAGCAUGUAAGCGCGUACCUGAGCAAGCGUAUCUCUCCGUACGACGCGGGGCGUGAUGACCGACGCCCUCCAAUGUACCGCAUAUAUGCGGCCAACAUGAUGGGUGAUUUGAUUCCACUUUCUCACAUGAUGAUGUUGGAGGACGUCGUUCGAAAUGUGAAGAGACCUGGUGAACUCUUAGAAAUGUACUACGCGAAAAACUAG
Rhipicephalus sanguineus (brown dog tick) is the source of this 1209-nucleotide messenger RNA. Its product is annotated as E3 ubiquitin-protein ligase RING2. The transcript has a single exon. Gene Ontology annotation, molecular function: chromatin binding; ubiquitin protein ligase activity. Bases 1 to 1209 code for a protein of 402 amino acids. NCBI's taxonomy places the organism in Eukaryota, Metazoa, Arthropoda, Arachnida, Ixodida, Ixodidae. Gene Ontology annotation, cellular component: ubiquitin ligase complex; PcG protein complex. The record is from RefSeq and is a predicted model, not a curated record.